ACUAUCCAGAUACUUGAGGAUAUGUUGAGGGCAUGUGUAAUGGACUUUGAAGGUUCUUGGAACAAGUACCUACCUCUGAUUGAGUUUUCUUAUAACAAUAGUUAUCAGAGUACCAUUGGCAUGGCUCCGUAUGAGAUGCUUUAUGGAAGGAAAUGUUGAUCACCUAUUCACUGGGAUGAGGCUGGUGAACGUAGGUAUCUUGGACCUGAAGCUGUCCAAAGAACGAGCGAGGCUAUUGAAAAGAUUCGAGCUCGUAUGCUUGCUUCCCAAAGUAGACAGAAAAGCUACGCAGAUCCAAAGCGUAGAGAUGUUGAAUUCCAAGUUGGGGAUUUUGUUUUUCUUCGGGUGUCCCCAAUGAAGGGAAUUCGAAGGUUCGGGAAGAAGGGAAAGUUGAGUCCCAGAUUUAUUGGUCCAUUUGAGAUUCUUGAGAAAGUAGGCCAGGUAGCUUAUCGGUUGGCUCUACCUCCUGCUUUAUCUGGGGUUCAUAACGUGUUUCAUGUCUCGAUGCUUCGGAAAUAUGUAUCUGAUACAACUCAUAUCUUAAGUUAUGAAGACAUUGAGCUUCAAACCGACCUGUCAUAUGAAGAACAACCAGUACAGAUCUUAGACAGGAAAGAAAAGGUAUUGCGGAACAAGACUAUUCCACUAGUUAAAGUGCUGUGGCGGAACAGUAAAGUUGAAGAAGCGACUUGGGAGUUAGAGUCGCAGAUGCGGGAGUUGUAUCCCGAGCUUUUCAGGUAAAUUUCGAGGACGAAAUUCCUAUAAGUGGGGGAUAGUUGUAAUAUCCCAGAAAAUAAAUAAUAUUUAAAUGGACAUAUUUUAUUAAAUAUGUAAUUACUUGGGAAAUGAAGUAGGAUUAUGAUCUUACUUAGGUAAAUUGUUGAGAAA
Cannabis sativa is the source of this 888-nucleotide messenger RNA. RefSeq lists its product as uncharacterized. The record is from RefSeq and is a predicted model, not a curated record. The transcript has a single exon. Bases 256 to 741 code for a protein of 161 amino acids. Lineage: Eukaryota; Viridiplantae; Streptophyta; Magnoliopsida; Rosales; Cannabaceae.